UAUUUGGCAAGUUACCUUUCUUUCCUAUGUUUCCUCGUACAACUUCCCCUACGUUGUUGUCUUUGCAACCAAUGAACCAACAACCUCAAUUUCCACAACCUACAAAUCAAAAUGCAACCUUUCUUCUUCCUUCUCCUACUAUUCACCUCUUCCUUCAUUCCCACGCAAUCACAAUCUCAACCUCAACCCCAAAACCAAGCUUUCAUAUCCCUAUUAAUCACCCAAAACGGCCUUAAUUUCGUGAAAAACAUACUCACUCAAAAGGCAAUUUCUUCAAUAGUUUCACUCCAAUUACCCAAUAUUGAAAAGGGUACAAGAAUUCCAAUGUUGGGUAGUGUUUACUUUGUGCUUUCUAAUAUCACAAUAUAUGAAAUUGAUGUUGAUUCUUCUAAUGUCAAGCCUGGUGAGAAUGGAAUUGAGAUUUUAGCUUCUGGGGUUAGUUGUAAUAUGAGUUUGGAUUGGUCUUAUGAGUAUAGUAGUAUUUGGUUUGGUCCUGUUAAGGUUUCUGAUCAAGGUUCAGCACAAGUUCAGGUUGAAGGCAUGAAAGUUGAACUUAAAUUGGGAUUGGAGAACCAGGAAGGAUAUUUGGAUCUCAAACUUAAGGACUGUGAUUCUUCUGUUAAAGAUAUUUCAAUAAAAUUGGACGGAGGUGCAUCUUGGCUUUAUCAAGGGAUUCUUGAUGCUUUUGAAGGGAAUAUUGGAUCAGCAGUAGAAAAUGCUAUCACCAAGAAACUUGGAGAAGGUAUUACAAGGCUGGACUCGUAUUUGAAAAGUCUUCCGAAGGAGGUUCCGGUCGAUGAUCACUCUUCGUUGAAUGUAACUUUUGUCAACAAUGUUUUACUAAGUGAUUCGUCGAUUGGGUUUGAAACGAAUGGGUUAUUUAUAAAAAGAAAUGAUUCCCUGCCUAUUCCUAACCUCUGGCACAAGAACUCAAAACUUCCAAUUCUAUGCACAAAUUCAUCGAAAAUGCUAGCAAUCUCUUUAGACGAGGCUGUUUUCAACUCUGCAUCAUCCUUGUAUUAUGAUGCGAAAUUUAUGCAUUGGAUUGUGGACAAAAUACCAGAUCAAUCUCUAUUGAACACUGCAGGAUGGAGAUUUAUUAUUCCUCAAUUGUACAGGAAAUACCCAAAUCAUGAAAUGAACUUGAAUAUAUCUUUGUCUUCUCCUCCGGUUGUGGAGAUUUCAGAUCAGAAAGCUGGUGUUGAAAUAUUUGCAGAUUUAACAAUUGAUGUUUUGGAAGAAGAUAAAGUAAUACCAGUGGCAUGCAUCUCAUUGAUGAUUCAAGCUUCAGGUUUGGUCAAAAUAAAUGGAAAUAACCUCGUCGGUACCAUCAGAUUGGGUGACUUUGGAAUGUCAUUGAAAUGGAGCAACAUUGGCAAUCUGCGAAUGUUCCUUAUUCAGCCAGUUAUGUGGACGAUUAUCGAAACAGUCUUCUUGCCAUAUGCAAAUGCACAUCUAAGUAAAGGGUUACCCUUGCCCAUUAUUCAUGGUUUCACCUUACAAGAUGCAGAGAUAAUCUUGUCAUCGUCAAGAGUCGCAGUUUGUAGUGAUGUAUCAUUUGCAGAAUCAAACAAACAUUUCUUACAAUCUCAUUGAGUAGAUAAAAUGUGUUUUUUGAUGCAUUUGUAAAUAUUUGAAGAUAGAAAUCAAGAUGAUAUCUUGACCAAAAAAAAGAAAGAAAUCAAGAUGAUAUGUCUCCUUAUGCUAUCUUCUGUUAUUUGUUAAUUUUUUAGGUAAUGAGAGGCAACCAUCAUGCCUAGAUCUAGAUGUAUAAAAUACAGGCAUUAAUACAACUAUACAAGUACUUGCUGCAUGAA
Messenger RNA from Medicago truncatula (barrel medic), 1817 nucleotides. Its product is annotated as putative BPI/LBP family protein At1g04970. The record is from RefSeq and is a predicted model, not a curated record. Gene Ontology annotation, molecular function: lipid binding. Bases 112 to 1596 code for a protein of 494 amino acids. Lineage: Eukaryota; Viridiplantae; Streptophyta; Magnoliopsida; Fabales; Fabaceae. The transcript is spliced from 6 exons.